CAUCGAACCUGCUCUGCUACCAGCAAAAAUGGCGUCCAUUCGAUCCUUCACAUUACAGUGCCUGCCUUGGAGCCGGUCUUCUUUGAUUCGCUCCCAGCAGCGUCGAUGGGCUCAAGUCCAUGAUGUUCGUUUCCUUGCGACCCACCACGACCCCAACCAGGUCCUGGAUAGAUACCGAGCGAAGCUCGACCAAAGGGCUAAGCAGGAGGGCUUUGAUUCCGUUGAAGCACUGAAGAAAGCCCAUCAAGAGAAGAUCGAUAAGCUCCGUCGCGAAGCAUCAACAGUUCUGACCCCGGAGCCGCCAGCUCCCUCCAAGAAACCACACUCCCCUCCUCCCCCUCCCAAACCUCAAUCCGCCGCACAAUCGCAAGUCGCUGCCGCCGCCAAGUCAGUCUCCUCAAGCGGUAUCAAACCCCUAGGCUCUUACCUGGAUGUGGAGAAAGUCCGCGCCCUUCCUCCCAAAGAAAUCGAAGCCAUCUGGCGCCUCCGCCACGCCUCGAACUCCAAUUCUAUCUGCGCCGUUAUUCCCUUAGAGACGUAUCAGCGCAUCGCCUCUGCUGCUCGCCAGAACCCGCAGUUCAUCCUUCCACUCCCCCGCUCGGCAUCCGAGUCCCAAAGUUCCGAAGCGGAAACCACCGCCACCGGCGACAAGGGCGGUGCAGACAUUCAUUUCUUACAAUGGGCUUUCCACCCACCAGCCUCCGCGCCUUCGGCAGUUAAUACGCACACUUCUACUGUGAUCUUCACUCCGCUGGCUGCGUAUAAGCUGCAUGGUGCUUAUGCGCAGCCGCAUACAACUAUAACGCAUCAUCUUGACCUUGCGGAUGAUAAGGGGCUGGUUCUUAUGCAUGGCCAGGUGAUGCCUGACUCGGGAGUCUCGACUGCCGAGGCUACGUGGUUAGUUAGCUGCGUGCAGCGGUUCUACGACUUCGGCGGCCAGGCGAGUGGACGAAAGGGGGAACUUCUCCGCAUGUUUACCCAGGGCGAUGUUCAGAACUUUAGGAUUGAAGAGUUGAUGGCUGAAGCGGAGAAAUUGUAG
Messenger RNA from Aspergillus nidulans FGSC A4, 1039 nucleotides. Its product is annotated as ATP11 family protein. The record is from RefSeq and is a predicted model, not a curated record. The transcript is spliced from 2 exons. The coding region runs from base 29 to 1039 and encodes 336 amino acids. Gene Ontology annotation, biological process: protein-containing complex assembly. Gene Ontology annotation, cellular component: mitochondrion. Lineage: Eukaryota; Fungi; Ascomycota; Eurotiomycetes; Eurotiales; Aspergillaceae.